This is a messenger RNA of Hibiscus syriacus, 907 nucleotides long. RefSeq names its product probable transmembrane GTPase FZO-like, chloroplastic. The transcript has a single exon. NCBI's taxonomy places the organism in Eukaryota, Viridiplantae, Streptophyta, Magnoliopsida, Malvales, Malvaceae. Gene Ontology annotation, biological process: thylakoid membrane organization. The record is from RefSeq and is a predicted model, not a curated record. The coding region runs from base 392 to 766 and encodes 124 amino acids. Gene Ontology annotation, cellular component: chloroplast membrane.
UUGUGCCUCGUGCCGAUUUGCUUUUUUUUUUGUUAUAUCUGCAGAUUUCCCUCUAACAGAGAGUGAGGUUACCUUUCUUCGUUAUACUCAGCAAUGGAAGAAGAAAGUUGUGUUUGUGUUGAACAAGGCUGAUUUUUAUCAGAAUGUGCAAGAGCUAGAAUAAGCAAUUUCAUUCAUCAAAGAGAAUACACAAAAGUUGCUAAACACAGAAGAUGUGACGUUAUUUCCAGUGGCUGCACGAUCUGUUCUUGAAGAAAAGUUUUCCGCUACUUCUGGUGCCAGAAAAAAAUUAAGGGAACUAGUAGUCACUGAUUCAAACUGGAGAACCAGUAGCUUUUACCAGCUUGAAGACUUCUUGUAUAGUUUUUUAGAUGGAUCAAUUAGGAGAGGAAUGGAGAGAAUGAAGCUCAAACUUGGAACACCAAUUGAAAUUGCCGAGCGAAUACUUUAUGCUCGUGAGACUCUUAAUAGAAAAGACUGCGAGUCUGUAGAGCAGGACUUGACUUAUGCAAAUGAAAUUGUUAAUAGCAUGAAAGAGUAUGUAAUAAAGAUGGAAGGUGAAAGCAUCUUUUGGAGAAUACGAACUCUAUCAAUGAUUGAUGCUACGAAAUCACGGAUUCUGGAGAUCGUAGAAUCUACCUUACAGUUAUCAAAUCUUGAUAUUGCCGCCUCAGUUUUACUCAAGGGGGAAUCAUCCACCUCCUCACUACCAGCCACUUCAAGGGUUCAAAAUGAUAUAUUUGGUCCUGCACUUACUGAUGCAUGAAACUUGUUUGGAGACUAUGCAGCAUGGUUGCAGUCGAAUAAUGCACGUGAAGGAAAUCUAUACAAGGAAUCGUUUGAGAAAAGAUGGCCAUCUGUUACCUUCUCAGACAAACAUUAUGCCUUGGAGACCUAUGAACUGCUG